AUGGUGGGAAUGGACUUGCAAUGGCACAACCAGACGCGAUUAUUCCAAGCUGACGUGGCAGCCGAUGGCGAGGGGAUUGCGAAGCAAGAGGCGAAGGCGAGACCCGAGGGGACGACGGCGGAGAAGGCGGGGAGGAGAAGCUCGUCCCGACGCAGCAGGAAGGGACUCCGCGCUGGCGACGAGCUAUUGGCCGCGCGUAACGUUGAUGACGGCCGUGACGCGUCUGAGGGCCGUGAUGGUGACGAUAAUGGGGGUGAUGGAGCAGCAGCAGGAGCAGUAGCAGCAGUGGAAGCAGCAGCAGCGGCGGCGGCGGCAGGGGGUGAUAGUGAAACGGCAGCAGGGGAGAGCGAGAAUGAGACCCGUCGCCCCGUGCCGUCCAUCCACCCUCCUCGUCGCUCCUCCUCCCGUGCCUCAAGAACAGGCGGCAGCAGCAGCAGGGCAGGUGGCGGCAGCAGGGCAGGCGGCAGCAGGGCAGGCACGAGGCCGGGCCCGCCUGUGGCGCUGAACGUGCGUGACGACCGCGGGUGGACGAUGCUGCACAUCGCUAGCCACAUGGGCAACGUGCGCAUGGUGCGGCAGUUACUGGAGGAAGGGGAUGUGGCGGUGGACGAGCCAUCGCUGGGCCCGAAGUACGCGGGGGCGACGGCGCUGCACCUGGCGGCAGCAGCGGGGCACAUAGCCGUUAUGGACGCGCUGCUGGAGGGUGGAGCUAACAUCGAAGCACGCACCCGCGGUGCCUUUGGCUGGACCCCGCUGCACCACGCGGCACGGCACAACCGGCGGCGGGCAAUCCGCUUCCUUCUCGAGAGCGGGGCGUUCCUGGCGGAGGACAUGCAGGACCCGCGCUUCAACCCGCCGCUGCACUACUGCCGCAGCCUGCAGUAUGCCUACCAGCUGCAGCAGAGCAUGGGUGGGGGGAAUGGUGGUGGGGGGGGGAGUAGUAGUGGGGACGGUAGCGAAGCGGAGAGUGGGAGCGGCGUGGACGGAGGGGUGGAAGGAGAGGUGGUGGGGGAAGGUGGGGAGGUGGGGGAGGGACCGGUGCUGCAGCAGAGCAUGAGUAUGGGGAAUGGUGGUGGGGAGGGCAGUAGCAGUGGGGAUGGCAGCGAGUUGGAGAGUGGGAGCGGUGUGGAGGGAGGCGUGGUGGGGGAAGGUGGGGAGGAGGGAGAGGAGGCGGUGCCUGCAGUAUGCCUACCAGCUGCAGCAGAGCAUGGUCAGAGGGGCCAGUGGGGGGGGGUUAGUAGUGAGGACGGUAGCGAAGCGGAGAGUGGGAGCGGCUUGGACGGAGGGGUGGAAGGAGAGGUGGUGGGGGAAGGUGGGGAGGAGGGGGAGGGGGCAGUGCCUCCGCUUCUUCCUGGCAGAGGAGAGGACAUGCAGGACCCGUGGUUCAACCCGCCGCUGCACUACUGCCGCAGCCUGCAGUAUGCCUACCAGCUGCAGCAGACACUGGCAGGGGGAGAGAGCAGCAGCGGGGAAGGGAGCAGUGGGGACGGUAGUGAAGGUGGGAGUGGGAGUGUGGGGGGAGGGGUGGAAGGAGGGGUGGUGGGGGAAGGUGAGGAGGAGAGGGAGGAAGCGGAUGAAGAGCCGAACGUAGCCUGUCAACCAUAA
Molecule: messenger RNA, 1605 nt
Organism: Closterium sp. Naga37s-1
Lineage: Eukaryota; Viridiplantae; Streptophyta; Zygnematophyceae; Desmidiales; Closteriaceae
Source: the annotation of a GenBank genome assembly